UACCUCUGAAUAAAAAUUAAUCAGAGGCUUCGAGGAACGCCUGCCGCCGCCGACCUGGUCCGCUGCACUCAUCUACCGCGCGACGAGCGUGUCAACCCCCGUCGGAUCCCGUUCUCUCGUCCUUCGAUUCUUCUCGCAGGUGCACUUCUGCUCUUUCCCCACUUCUCCUUGUCCACAUCUCAAUCGGAAGACAAAGAUCUGUGUUUUUGCUUCAACUAAUGAUCUUCUCUCUCCAUGGCAACGCCAAAAUUGUAGAUGGAAAGGCAUAAUUCGGACGUGUCAUCUGCAAAUGCUGUGCUUCUAGGUGCAUUAGCUUCUGGUGUUAAUGGGCCAACAUGGUUUGUGGUCAAGGUUACCUUCUUGCUGCUUGGAUUAUGUCUUACAGCCAUGCUUGCUUUGGCAUUUUCAUCAAGUGAUUUCAUUAUCGUUGGCCAUGUUCUUUUGCUUGUUACUAUAGGAGUGGUUCUUUUUCUACUCAUCGACAGAUUUAUAGCAGAGACUGGUCUGGUGUCAGUUGAGCAGCAGAUGCACGAGAUGGGUGUUUCAGUCAACAAUGAACAAACUAAGAAAGACAAAAGAACAUAAUGUCAUUUUUGCUUUGCUUCCUUCUCCUUGGGCUUGAUCUUGGUGCUCUUCAUGAAGCAGAAACACGAGCAGCAUGGGCUCUGUACUAAGAACUUCAUGGUUGGCUUCUUGAUUCUCAGCUGAGCACUCUGAGGUGUGUAAAACCAAGUAGUCUUUAUGUCUUGCAGAUCUCUCCUAUUUAACCUGCAAUUGAUUCCUUUUCUGUCGUUUCUUAAAGAAGAUGUCUAUUACCCAGCUCUAGUGUAACUGUGCUUUCUUAAUUGACAACCAUGUGCUUUGGUAUUC
This is a messenger RNA of Zingiber officinale, 870 nucleotides long. RefSeq lists its product as uncharacterized. The transcript has 5 exons. The coding region runs from base 256 to 585 and encodes 109 amino acids. The record is from RefSeq and is a predicted model, not a curated record. NCBI's taxonomy places the organism in Eukaryota, Viridiplantae, Streptophyta, Magnoliopsida, Zingiberales, Zingiberaceae.